UCAUUAGGACAUUCCGAAAUGAGAAUCGAAUUGCUAGACGUCCAGAUGUUGGGGGCAGAGGCAGAAUGUUCACUCCAGAGCAAGAGACCCAUAUAGUGAACAUGGUGAUUGCCAAUAAUGCAAUAAGACUGCGCGAAAUACAGCAGCGCAUAAUUGAUAAUGACACCAUCUUUCAAAAUAUACACAGUGCAAGCAUUUCUGCACUAAGUCGUGUACUUGCGCGCCACAGAAUAAGAAUGAAGCAAAUUUACAGAGUUCCUUUCGAGAGAAACACAGAACGUGUAAAGCAACUGCGAUAUGACUAUGUGCAGAGAGUGAUGGAACUAGAAGCAGAUGCAAUGGGACAUGAGCUACUUUUUGUGGAUGAGGCCGGUUUUAACCUCAGUAAAACCAGGAGACGUGGCAGGAACAUUAUUGGACACCGUGCCAUCAUCAAUGUCCCAGGACAGCGUGGUGGUAACAUAACCAUGUGUGCAGCUAUAAGCCAAAAUGGUGUUGUUCACCAUCAUGCAACCAUAGGCCCAUACAACACUGCACACAUUAUUGCAUUCCUGGACAUCUUGCAUGACAUGCUCACUGUUCAGAGACCAGAGCAGAUCCGAUAUGUCAUCAUAUGGGACAAUGUUAGUUUCCAUAGGGCUGCUUUGGUCCGCAACUGGUUUACAGACCACCCAUCCUUCAUGGCACUCAACCUCCCUCCAUACUCUCCAUUCUUAAAUCCCAUCGAGGAGUUCUUCUCUGCCUGGCGCUGGAAAGUGUACGACCGUCAUCCUCAUCAACAGGUAGCCCUUUUACAGGCAAUGGAGGAGGCAUGUGGAGAUAUUGACCAGGCAUCAUGUCAGGCCUGGAUACGCCAUUCAAGGAGAUAUUUUCCCUGGUGCCUUGGACUGGAGGAUAUCGCAUGCGAUGUGGACGAAAUUUUGUGGCCGGACCCAGAAAGACGACAUGAUGUAGGCUGAUUGUCU
This is a messenger RNA of Oreochromis aureus, 965 nucleotides long. RefSeq lists its product as uncharacterized. The record is from RefSeq and is a predicted model, not a curated record. Gene Ontology annotation, molecular function: nucleic acid binding. NCBI's taxonomy places the organism in Eukaryota, Metazoa, Chordata, Actinopteri, Cichliformes, Cichlidae. Bases 66 to 959 code for a protein of 297 amino acids. The transcript is spliced from 3 exons.